Vanderwaltozyma polyspora DSM 70294 is the source of this 1260-nucleotide messenger RNA. RefSeq lists its product as uncharacterized. The coding region runs from base 1 to 1260 and encodes 419 amino acids. The record is from RefSeq and is a predicted model, not a curated record. Gene Ontology annotation, molecular function: isocitrate dehydrogenase (NADP+) activity; NAD binding; magnesium ion binding. The transcript has a single exon. NCBI's taxonomy places the organism in Eukaryota, Fungi, Ascomycota, Saccharomycetes, Saccharomycetales, Saccharomycetaceae. Gene Ontology annotation, biological process: isocitrate metabolic process. Gene Ontology annotation, cellular component: mitochondrion.
AUGUCGUUAAUCAAGGUCAAAAAUCCAAUUGUUGAAAUGGAUGGUGAUGAACAAACAAGAAUUAUCUGGCGUUUGAUUAAGGAUAAGCUUAUUUUACCAUUCUUAGAUGUUAACUUAAAGUAUUACGAUUUGGGUAUUGAAUAUAGAGAUAAAACUAACGAUAAGGUUAGUAAAGAAUCUGCUGAGGCAACUUUGAAAUAUGGUGUUGCUGUCAAAUGUGCCACCAUUACCCCUGAUGAGGCAAGAGUCCAAGAAUUUAAAUUGAAAAAAAUGUGGGAAUCACCAAAUGGUACCAUUAGAAAUGUCAUUGGUGGUACUGUGUUUAGAGAACCAAUUAUCAUUCCAAAGAUCCCAAGAUUAGUACCAGGUUGGGAAAAACCAAUUAUCAUCGGUAGACAUGCUUAUGGUGAUCAAUAUAAAGCAGCUGACAUGGUCAUCCCAGAAGAUAACAAUAAGGGGAUAGUUAAGUUAGUUUAUACUUCUGACGAUGGGAAAACAAAUAUUGAAUUACCUGUACACCAAUUUGAUGGAAAUGACGAUGGUGGUAUUGCAUUGGGUAUGUUUAAUACUACAAGAUCAAUUAAAGGUUUUGCCCAUUCUUCUUUUGAAUUUGCAUUAGAAAAAGGUUUGCCAUUAUACUCAACAACAAAAAAUACUAUAUUGAAGAAAUAUGAUGGUCAAUAUAAGGAUAUCUUUAAUGACAUGUAUGAAAAGGAUUACAAAGACAAGUUUGAAGCAAAAGGUAUCUGGUAUGAGCAUCGUUUAAUCGAUGACAUGGUUGCGCAAAUGUUGAAAUCAAAAGGUGGUUUUGUUAUUGCAAUGAAGAAUUAUGAUGGUGAUGUUCAGUCAGAUGUUGUCGCUCAAGGUUUCGGCUCAUUAGGUUUAAUGUCAUCUAUUUUAAUCUCUGAUGAUGGUAAAACUUUCGAAAGUGAAGCUGCACAUGGUACUGUCACAAGACAUUACAGACAACACCAACAAGGUAAAGAAACCUCUACAAACUCCAUUGCUUCAAUUUUCGCUUGGAGUAAGGGUAUUAUUCAAAGAGGUAAGAUUGAUGGUACCGCAGAUGUAGUUCAAUUUGGUGAAUUGUUGGAAUCUGCAACAAUUGAUACAGUCCAAAUUGAUGAUGUCAUGACAAAAGAUUUAGCUUUGAUUCUAGGUAAAACUGAAAGAAGUAGUUAUGUCACCACUGAAGAAUUUAUUGAAGCAGUAGCAAAGAGAUUAACUACAUGUUUCAACAAAAAGUUCCCAAAGUUAUAA